This is a messenger RNA of Helobdella robusta, 4142 nucleotides long. RefSeq lists its product as hypothetical. Lineage: Eukaryota; Metazoa; Annelida; Clitellata; Rhynchobdellida; Glossiphoniidae. The transcript is spliced from 9 exons. Gene Ontology annotation, molecular function: phosphatidylinositol binding; nucleic acid binding; zinc ion binding. Bases 885 to 3503 code for a protein of 872 amino acids. The record is from RefSeq and is a predicted model, not a curated record.
GGAGGAGUGUAAUUGACCUUUAAAAUAAAAACAAUGUCGGCUGUGCUUUGGUGGCCUUGGUAUAAAACACCAUGGUCUAGACAAAACCACUCAUCUAUGAUAUUUAUUUUGAUGAACAAAAUAAAAAUAAAUCAUUUAUAUUAAAAUUGCAACAUUGAAUUAUACACAGAAGAAGAACAAUGCUACUUGACUUAAAUAUCGACCAGGAAGCGUCUAUGCCGUUACACAUUAUACUGUAUUUUAGCUGUUGUGGAUAUCAUUAGCUUACCGGCCCCUUCAUCAACCUAAUAAGAAUGCGUGACGUUAUUGCGGUGUGGCUCUGGCGUUCAGCCUAAAGUUAAUUAUUGGAAGAAAACGAUAGAGCCACUGUAGAGCCAUAACAGUUUUAAAAAACGUAGUGACCUUGACAUUUUUAUUAUUUUGUUUGUAUCUUUCCUACUCAGCCGUUUGAAUAAAAGAAAAGCUGGGCUUAGAGGAUAUAAAAUAAGUAGUUCGCGAUGGAGCAUCACUCAUGGAUAUUAUAUAUAUCCAUGGCAUCACCACAUCAUUGCAAUCCAUAUACAUAAAAUAAUUCCAUCAGCCAAAACCUUAAUUUUAAAAUCAUUCCAUCAAACGUUUUUUAUUGAAAACAUAUAUAUAUAUAGAAUAUCGAAAGCAUACAUAGAUUAAAAUUGAAAAAGUUUUAUUAUAAUAAAAUUUUGAAAAAAGAUAGCCUUACUUAUUACAGGAAGUGGCGUAUAUGAAAACUAGUUGUUUUUCUUAUUUGAUGAAAAUUAGAUAUAAAAUAAGUAGCAAAAUGUAUGAUUUUUAACGUUUAUUAUAAAAAUAUUAAUAUCGACAUAAUCUCUCUUUAAUUUACCAUCUCCAUUUUUCCAAAAAUUGAAAUGGUUCAAAAGGACGAUAUGUGUGCAGCCUUUAAGUCCCUUCGUAGCGUCGACCGAAUUGAGAUAUUGUGCGGGAUGUUGCAACUUUGUGUUCCGCUCGAACUCAGGUUCAUCGGCUCCUGCCUGGAAGACCUCAUUCAGAGAAAUUAUAGAGCUUUCUAUGAAUGCGAAUCUGCUGUUAACGACCCCGUCAAAUUAAGCGAAAUUUUAAAAAUUAAGAAUGUCAUAAGCCGUGAAUAUUGUGGAACGUUGAACAUGUAUUUAUCCCUUUUACGUUCUGAUAACCAGUCAUGUUCACUGUCGUUAUACAGCUUGUUAAACAAUUUAAAGGAGUGUGUUGAUUUGCAAUGUGAAAGCAGUGAUUCUCUGUCCUCCAAUGUCACCAAUGAACUCAUUGAAGAUGUGAUAUUGUUAUUCACAAUGGCAUCCUACCAUCCUGCUUUUUCUGUAAGCCAGAGGUCGAGAAUGUACACAUUGUGUAAGUCACUGAGAGAGACUUUGAAAGGAGCCCAUAAUCAAAAUAAUUUGACUAAAUGUCAGCUGAUAUUUAAUGAUAAUGAAACUAGUUGUAAAAGUCAUGACUCCAUAGUUGAAGUGUCAGUUGAGCAGUUUAAUUAUGACAACAACCAGCCUAAUCAUGUCAGCCAAUUACUCAUCUAUAUUCAUAGGACAAAUUCAACAGAAUCAAAACUAUGGAAAACCAGAAAUGAGUUCUUUACGUUUCAUUCUGAUUUAUUAAGAAGUUUCCCUGAUGUCGUUUUUCUUCAUAAAUAUGAUUCCUCAUUCAAUUCAGGUGAAAUCAUAGAUGAAAGUAAUGCCAUGAAACAAUAUUUCAAAGAAUUAUCAUCAUUGAAGGACAUGUUGUACAGUGAUGUGGUUUUCAACUUCAUCCAGAACUCAUCUAAGGUGCAGCAUGAAGUAUCUUCAGCUGAAACUAUUGAUGUGAUCAAUCAGACAGGUGAAGAUGGAAAAAAUCAAAUCUCAAGAAAUGAUCACGAGGUUGAAGAUGACGAUGAAGAAAACCAACUGACCAUCUGUCCUACCAGUAUUGACAAACAAACUAGCAUUAUUUGCACCAGCAACUUAUUUAAUAACGUAGUGACCACUGACUCAGUUGUCACAAGUGGAAAUGAGAGCAAGAGCAGCAGUACCCCACACAGCAGCACAGCCACUUCUCCCAUCCAAUCUCCACAUCCGCCAUUUACGUCGGGCCCUGAAGAAGUUUUGUUUGAUAAUGAUAAUGCAUUUGUAAAUGACGUUUCAGACAACAACACACCUGCUUAUGAUAAUGCUCUUCACAUCUCUGCCAGUAAUUUUCUCCCACCAAUCACACAUGAUAAAUCACACCAAGAGAUGAAAUGUUGUGAGGAGGUAGAUUCUCAACUUCUCAUGUCUAAAAUUGCUGUACCAUGCCCUGAAGGCGGUAUUACGCCCAAUUUUGUAUUAAAUACACCUUUGUACCUGUGUCCAUUGGCCUGUGGGGUAGGAACAGGUGCAGGCGAUCAACCUUUGAAACAUCAUUUCAACUGUUCCAAAUUUGAACAAUCAGAAACGUCUCCUUUUCUAAAAAAUCAUUCGUGCAAUGGACUGCAGCAAACAGUAUCCAGCAUUGUAACAUCAGAAACAAUGGCUCCAGCCAUUGCCAACCCUGUGCUCAGUCGAAUUGAUGCUCAGUAUCAAUUUGCUUCAGCUAUAAAAUCUCAUCACAGUGCGAUGCCUUUAAUGUCAGAACAACUUCUGCAGACAACAUUCACAACAGUAACCACAACAGCUAAUGUACGCGGACUUCGGCCAAUAUUGGGAGCAUCUGUAAACCAGUUACCUGAUAAUGCAUUUACAGACGACACCAAAGGUUCUGCUCCUAAUUCAUCAAAAUCAGAUUUAAAAACUUCACACACAACAGUUAUUACAUCAACAUUACCUAGACCUUCAAGUUGUGGUUGCAUUUUACAACAUGAUCAUGAUCAAAGUAAUAAUUUUUCGUCUCCAGCAGACAUGAAUUUUUCAUUUGCUAACGUGUACACACCAUAUCCAACCAACUAUAUUUUUGGAGCAGCAGUUUGGAAUAAUGGCUUGGACGCAUGUUUGUUGCCACCACCAGGCACCAUACCACCUUAUAAUCAAUCUAUAGAUCAUAGUCACUCCUCGCAUAACUUUUCACUCAAUAACAUACAUCCAACAUCGUACAUACAGACUAAUUCUCUAUCUACAGCAUCAAAUAGUUCAAGUACCACCCCCUCUAAUUCAAUUUUUUCACCAUAUUCUUUCAACAUAUGGCCUCAUCCUCAAAUGUACUUCAGAAGUAAUGGCUUCGUUAAUCCCAGAUAUCCUCCUCCACCAGCGCCAAACUUUCGAGGCAAUUUCUAUUUACCACCGCCAUUAGAUUUUGCUCCAUAUGCAAAUCCACACAAUUUUCCACCUCCAACAAUUCAGUCGGUGCCUUCAAAUUUACCUGGUGUACCAAGUCAGCCAUCUGAAAACCACCCACAGAGUUGCUGCAAUUGUGGAACAAUUGGUCAUACAGCUGAGUCUUGUACUGAACCAUUUAUGAUCUCUGUAGGCCAACAAGCCCAAUUCAAAUUGAGAACAGUUCCUAAAUCGCUGGCUUCACAAUCUUGAUGCAAAAAGAAGAGGCGUUUCAUCAAGUUAAUUAAAGUACUGUAACAUGUAUCAUUUGCGCUAACAAUGGAAACCACCUUAAAGAACUAAAGAACAUUUAUUGACAAUCGUUGUUCUGGCUGCUAAUUUGCGUUUGUAAAUAUGCGCUUGUAAAAAUUUAAUAUUUACUGUUGUAUAUUAUAACAGGAUUUGUAUUGUAUAUUGAAAUAGCAACUGCGUUUUUGUAUUUAACUGUUCUUGUAUAAAUUAUCUCGCCUGUAGCACUUGUUAGGAUAUCUUCAUACUAACGAAACGACUGAAUUGUGUAAUUACGUACAUAACUGCGUUUGGUAACAUUUCCGCGUUACAAAAUAAUUUGUUAACAUCUUGAAUAAUAAUUUCUGAAUUAUGUGUUUUUUCAUGUUGGAUUUUCACAGUUUUCACCCAUCAGAUUUUCAUGGAAGUGUUUUGAAAUUAUUAAGAUUAUCAGAUUAUCCUGUCAGCGUUGAUAUACAAUUCGUUACCGGUUCUCAAUUCUAGAUGUCACUUUUUAACUUCCUGCAAACAAUUCAUUGAUAUGUUUGUUGCUCUUAAAAGUGAAUUAUUUGAGAAUCUGUUUAAAUGUGUCCCAUCAUGUAAAACGGAUUGUCGAAAUCCCAU